CCUCCUCCUCAUCCUCCACAGCCUCCUGACCCCCCCCCCCCCCCCCCCCUGCACCGGGAGCACACCGGUGACUUUUAAUGGCUUUUGUGUUCAGAAGAUGGAGGGUUUUACUGCUGCUGAACGUGCUGGCGGUCGCUGGGUUCAUGACCUUCUGGGCCAAAUGCAACAGCCGCAGCGUCCAAGCCGGCGGUCCGGAGGCUCUGGGCUCCGGGCGGCCCCGGGCCAACGGGACGGCGCAGGAGCCCAGCAUCAGCCACGAGGUGCUGCUGAAGAGGCUCAGCUCGCUGGAGGACGUGGUGUACCGGCAGCUGAACGGUCUGUCCAAAUCCCUGGGCCUGAUCGAGGGCUUCGGGGGUCGGGGGGAAGGAGGCCUUCCUGCCACGCUUUCCCCGCUUGAGGAGAAUGACGCUAAAUACCUGAGAGAGAAGUACGGCUACAACGCCUACCUCAGUGACAGAAUCUCCCUGGAUCGGACCACACCAGACCACCGGCCCAACAAAUGCAGAAAAGCCAGCUACCCGAGAGACCUCCCCCAGAUCUCCCUCAUCUUCAUCUUUGUCAACGAGGCUCUUUCAGUGAUCCUGCGAUCCGUCCACUCAGCUGUCAAUCACACGCCGGCUCACCUGCUGAAGGAGAUCAUCCUGGUGGACGACAACAGCGACGACGAGCAGCUGAAAGGCCCGCUGGAGGAGUACGUGAACAAGCGCUACCCGGGUCUGGUAAAGAUCGUACGGAACCAGAAGAGAGAGGGGCUGAUCCGGGCCAGGAUCGAGGGCUGGAAGGUGGCCACUGCUGAAGUUACGGGCUUUUUUGAUGCUCAUGUGGAGUUUACUCCCUCUUGGGCCGAGCCCGUACUCGCCAGGAUCAGAGAGGACCACAAGCGAAUCAUCCUGCCCUCCAUCGACAACAUCAAGCACGACACCUUUGAGGUGGAGCGCUACGAGAACUCGGGCCAUGGCUACAACUGGGAGCUGUGGUGCAUGUACAUCAACCCGCCCAAACAGUGGUGGGACGAGGGCGACAUGUCUGCUCCCAUCAGAACUCCUGCCAUGAUUGGCUGCUCCUUCGUGACCAACCGGGACUACUUUGGAGAGCUAGGUCUACUGGACUCGGGCAUGGACGUCUACGGGGGCGAGAACAUAGAGCUGGGCAUCAGGGUGUGGCUGUGCGGAGGCAGCAUGGAGGUGCUGCCUUGCUCCAGGGUGGCUCACAUCGCCAGAAUAAAGAAGCCGUACCACAGCAACAUAGUGUUCCACAUGCGGCGUAACGCUCUGCGUGUGGCGGAGGUCUGGAUGGAUGACUACAAGUCUAACGUAUACCUGGCCUGGAACAUCCCUAUGGAGAACCAUGGCAUCGAUUAUGGAGACGUGUCCCAGAGGGUGUCUCUGAGGAAGAGUCUGCAGUGUAAGAGCUUUAAGUGGUACCUGGACAACGUUUACCCAGAGAUGAGGAGGUACAACAACACGCUGUUCUACGGCGAGAUCCGUAACGCUAAAGUGAGCCACCUGUGCAUGGAUCAAGGCGUGAAGGAGAACCACACCGCCACGCUGCACCCGUGUCACGGCUGGGGUUCUCAGUUGGGACGAUACACCAAAGAUGGCCGGCUGUUCCUGGGUCCACUUGGCAGCACUGGGGAGGACACUCGCUGUGUGGUGGACGAUCAGCUCAGCAGCUUCCCACAGCUCCUCGACUGCGACAAAGUGACAAACGUCAGACAGAAAAUGUGGAGUUUCUCCCAGAACGACUCCAUCACUAACCGAGCCACAGGACGCUGCCUGGAGGUGGUACCGGCCAACGUUUACUUCGGCCACCUGCUGGUGCUGCAGCCCUGCUCGGGUCAGAGGUGGACCAUCAAGAACAGCAUGAAGCAAUAACACGCAGACCGGGCCGUGAUUGGCCCGGAUGUGUCACCUGACCCUCUUCUGUAAGAAACAGAAACUGGGUUCUGCAGAUGAGAGGUUUGGAGAGUCGGAGAUGAAGGGAAGCAUGAGGACGAUUUCACCGUUAAAUACGAAACACUUUGGUGUCCGUUCCCGUUUGUGUCUCUUCUGUUGUCUUUUAGGUCCGAGACGUUAUUUUUAAUAUUUCUGCCCGUCUCAGAAGAAACCAUCAGGAGGUGAACUCCAGUCAGACGCAGAAAGCAAGGAUGGAUUUGAACUUUUGUUCCUACUUUUAAUGCAGGAAACAGAAGGAAAGAGUUCAGAAAUAAUCCUAAAAGGACUUUUUUUAUUCCCUCAGAGGUCUAGAUGAUGUAAAUAUUUAUAAAUCAGACCGUAAGUUUCAACUCUAAUGAAGCUUAUUUUUAUCUGGACUCAUGUUUCUACGUGAGGGUUUCUGCAGCGUGACCGGGACAACCUGACGCUCAUAACUAUCCUCUGACCUGAUGAGUGCCGUGAUAACAGCAGAUGGGAGGAAGAGGGGUUGUUGCCAUGGCGAUGGUGUUCCGUGUUUUUGUUUGUUUCCAAGAUGGUCUUCCAAUAAAAAUAAAACUGUCCUGUUUGUA
Molecule: messenger RNA, 2503 nt
Organism: Nothobranchius furzeri (turquoise killifish)
Lineage: Eukaryota; Metazoa; Chordata; Actinopteri; Cyprinodontiformes; Nothobranchiidae
Gene: galnt17
Product: polypeptide N-acetylgalactosaminyltransferase 17
Biological process (GO): protein O-linked glycosylation
Cellular component (GO): Golgi apparatus
Molecular function (GO): polypeptide N-acetylgalactosaminyltransferase activity
Source: RefSeq, a predicted model, not a curated record